AAUAUGAAGCACAGUGCCGCUCAGGCUGAAGGAAGGAGCUCAGCAUUUGGACAGCAGUGACGCCUGUGGAGAUAGGCGUAUGGGAGGUGGGCGCUGGUGAGCGCUGACCGGCCCCUGCGCUCUCCCCCCGAUCGUGCCAAGCGCAUAGCAGGGAUUUUCGACUUCUCCGGCCUCUUUCUAUUUUUUUAAAAACAGCGCUCCGUAACUGUGAACGGAGACAGCCUCAGCUCUGUCAGAAAGCUCCCCUUCUGGCAGACAAGCAGUCUCUGAGUUGAACUGUGGGUUUUCAAGUAAGAAAUCCAGACGGAACUACAGCUCCCAGGAGCCUGGGCGCUGCCCCGCCCGCCGGGAGGCGGACGGAAGCGCAGAAGCGCGGGUGCACGAGGAAGUGGCGUCCAUCCCGCCCCAGGGCUGGAGCUGCUGCGGGGAGAUGGAGUUCUCCCAGCUGCUCUUCGUGAUCAGCGAGGCGCUGGACAGGACUGAGCUGGCAUCUCUGAAGUUUCUCAGCCUGGAGCACGUCACUGUAAGGAGGCGGGAAGAUAUUGAGGAGCCCAAGGCCUUCUUCCAAGCAUUACAAGAGAAAGGGAUGAUUGAGGUGGGAGACCUGUUCUUCUUGAAGGAGCUGCUCUACCGCAUCAAUCGGAUGGACCUUCUGGCUUCCCACCUGGGCUCCAGCCGAGAGGAGAUGGAGAGGGAGCUCCAGGUCCCAGGCAGGGCACGGGUGUCUCCAUUCAGAUAUCUGCUCUUUCAGCUGUCAGAAAACAUCACCAAAGAUGACAUGAAAUGUUUCAAGUUUCUUUUGGGAAAAGAAUUACCAAAAUGCAAGCUAAGUCCUGAAACUACAAUGCUCGACGUUUUCAUUGAGAUGGAGAAGAAGGGGAUUUUGAGAGAAGACAACUUAACUGUCCUGAAGACUAUUUGUGGAAAAGUGGACAAGAGCCUGUUGAAGAAAAUUGAAGAGUAUGGAUUAAACUCAUUUGGUGAAGGAGAGAUGCUUGUAACAGAGGGGCAAAGAAGCAGCACAGGAGCCCCUGAAGACAGUGCCAUAUGGCUGGCAUCAUCUGUGGCACCUGAUUCUCUCGGCAACUGUGAUCAGCCUUCACAGCUUGAAGUUUAUAAAAUGACCAGCCGACCCCGUGGAGUUUGCCUGAUCCUGAAUAAUCACAAUUUUGCAAAAGCCAGGGAAGCAGUGCCAGAACUCAGAAAGAUGAAAAAUCGGAAUGGGACAGAUGUGGAUGCAGAUGCUCUGAGAAAAGUCUUUAGCAACCUUCAUUUUACAGUAGCAGAAUACAAAGACUGCACUGCAGAGGAAAUCCGUAAGAUAGUGAACAACUAUCGGUGCAUGGACCACAACAACAAAGACUGUUUUGUUUGCUGUAUUCUCUCUCAUGGAAAAAAAGGCAUCAUAUACGGUGUUGAUGGGCAGGAAGUACCUAUCCAGGAACUGACCACUUCUUUCACUGGGCAAAAUUGCCAAUCACUUGCUGGAAAACCAAAAGUCUUCUUCGUUCAGGCUUGCCAAGGUGAUGCUUAUCAGAAAGGUGUAACCAUUGAAACAGAUUCCGGGCAGCAAGAUCAUUCUUUAGAAACGGAUGCAAGAUUUCAGCUGGACUGCAUCCCCUCAGAGGCAGACUUCCUCUUGGGCAUGGCUACCCUGCAAGAUUACGUCUCCUACAGAAGCCCAAGCCAGGGGACCUGGUACAUACAGUCACUAUGCCAACACUUGGAGAACAGCUGUCCUCGAGGAGAAGAUAUUCUCACCAUACUGACAGCAGUGAAUCAAGAGGUGGGCAGCAAGAUUGACAAGCAGAAUGCAGGAAAGCAAAUGCCACAGCCCAGUUUCACACUGAGGAAAAAACUUAUAUUUCCUGUAAACUAAAUGGGAGCAGAGGCAGAAAGCACUGCAGAAACCUGAAAACCACUUAUCUCAGCUGAGAAUUCAGUAAAACAUCAGUCUGCUCCCAGCAGAAUAUAUAUAUAUAUAUGAAUGUUUUUAUUGGUAACAGAUAAGGAAUAAAAGCUUUAUGAAUGUAAGAGUUAAUUUAGGUGAUGCUUUUUAUACUUGAAAGCUGGUCUCCAGUUUGGAACCUUACAAUAGAUUGAAGGCCCUUCCAGCUGUACCUACCGUUGCUGUUGUUUUGUUAAGAUACUUUUCAAAUACAAAUUCAUAUAAAGCCUUGUGUACUUUAUGUUUAACUUUUCAUAAAAGACGUGGGACUGCAAAUUUUAUAGAA
Molecule: messenger RNA, 2234 nt
Organism: Tympanuchus pallidicinctus (lesser prairie-chicken)
Lineage: Eukaryota; Metazoa; Chordata; Aves; Galliformes; Phasianidae
Gene: CASP8
Product: caspase 8
Exons: 8
Coding region: 431-1879 (482 amino acids)
Biological process (GO): proteolysis; negative regulation of extrinsic apoptotic signaling pathway via death domain receptors; apoptotic process
Molecular function (GO): protein binding; cysteine-type endopeptidase activity
Source: RefSeq, a predicted model, not a curated record